Molecule: messenger RNA, 456 nt
Organism: Nipponia nippon (crested ibis)
Lineage: Eukaryota; Metazoa; Chordata; Aves; Pelecaniformes; Threskiornithidae
Product: protein FAM162B
Biological process (GO): neuron apoptotic process; positive regulation of release of cytochrome c from mitochondria; cellular response to hypoxia
Cellular component (GO): mitochondrion
Source: RefSeq, a predicted model, not a curated record
AUGCUGGGGAGGCUGCUGGGGUGCAGCCCUGGGCUGUGGCGGCGGGUGGCUCGGCCGGUCCUGCACCCCGCCAGAGCUGUCAGCAACAAAGCGAAGGGCGCUCAGGACGCGGCUUUGCAGACGGCUAAUCCAGGUUACAAAGCUUUCAAAAAUGACAGAAGGCCUACAAAUUUUGAUAAAAAGGUGUUAGUAUGGGCAGGACGCUUUAAAAGGGAGGAGGACAUUCCCAAGCACAUAUCGUCUGAGGUCCUUGACGCAGCAAGGAACAGCGUCAGGAUAAAGGUUUGCUACAUCAUGAUUGCACUGACCUUGCUGGGCUGCUUGGCCAUGGUAAUCACAGGCAAAGAAGCUGCUAAAAGGGAUCACACGCUGCUGAGGAUGAACAUCGAAAAGAAGGCCAAAUGGAGGGCUGAAGUGGAGAAAGAUGAGGAGGCAGCUGUUGGGAAGCCACAAUGA